Fragaria vesca subsp. vesca is the source of this 1047-nucleotide messenger RNA. Its product is annotated as phospholipase A1-IIgamma-like. Bases 1 to 1047 code for a protein of 348 amino acids. The transcript has 2 exons. NCBI's taxonomy places the organism in Eukaryota, Viridiplantae, Streptophyta, Magnoliopsida, Rosales, Rosaceae. Gene Ontology annotation, molecular function: glycerophospholipid phospholipase A1 activity. The record is from RefSeq and is a predicted model, not a curated record.
AUGGGUAGCACAACCAAAAGGUGGAGGCAACUCAGCGGCGAGAAUGAUUGGGAGGGUCUACUGCACCCUCUAGACAUCGAUCUCCGCCGCUACAUAAUCCACUACGGUGAAAGGACCGGAGCAAGCAGAGACGCAGUCAUUACCGAGCGAAAAUCAAAGAACUACGGACAACCCCGAUACGCGAAGGGACAUUUCUUCUCUAAGGUGGGUUUGGAGAUCGGUAAUCCAUACAAAUAUGUGGUGAAAAGGUACCUGUAUGCAACACCAAAACUACGGUCGUCGCCGGGGAUGUCAAGUGUGAUGGGUUACGUUGCGGUGACAACCGAUGAAGGAAGCAAAGUGAUGGGGAGGAGAGACGUUCUCAUUUCGUUUAGAGGAGCUGUGCUGGGAUAUGAGAAGCUUGGUAAUACCAAAGCUCAAGCUGCAGUAAGAGUACUAUUGGGUGAAUACAAGGACGAGGAAAUCAGCAUUACUGUCACUGGCCAUAGCAUGGGUGCUGCAUUUGCAGCUCAAACUGCAGUAGACCUCGUUCGCAAUGGAUUGAAUAUCAUAAAACCUACAGGAAUACUACCAGUGAUGAAAGCAUGUCUGGUCACAGCCAUCUUGUUUGCCUGUCACCCUCCCCGCCUUUUAGGACCCGUAAAUGCAUUUUCGGGUCUCGAAAAUCUUCACAUCUUGCGCGUCCAAAACAAAUAUGAUAACCCUAAUGAGCACUCUGAUAUUGGAAUAGAGUUGAAAAUCGACACUUUGAAAUCACCCUACUUGAACAAUGCACUACAAAACGUGCACGACUUGCAGAAUUACUUGCAUGGAGUUGCAGGGAAGCAAGGGGAAGGCGAUUUUAGGCUCGAAGUUGAUCGUGAUCUUGCGCUGGUAAACAAAUAUGUGGAUGGUCUGAAGGACGAGUAUAAUGUAGUUGCGAGGUGGUGGACAGAAAAGAACAAGUCUAUGGUUCAAAUGGAUGAUGCCUCUUGGGUGUUAACAGAUCAUGAGAAUGAUGAUGAUGAUGAUGAAGGAAACAGAUCAAGCUUGCGAAGCCGAAUAUAA